Messenger RNA from Helianthus annuus (common sunflower), 1113 nucleotides. RefSeq names its product phytol kinase 1, chloroplastic. Bases 1 to 981 code for a protein of 326 amino acids. Gene Ontology annotation, molecular function: phytol kinase activity. The transcript has 6 exons. Gene Ontology annotation, cellular component: chloroplast. Gene Ontology annotation, biological process: vitamin E biosynthetic process. The record is from RefSeq and is a predicted model, not a curated record. Lineage: Eukaryota; Viridiplantae; Streptophyta; Magnoliopsida; Asterales; Asteraceae.
AUGGAGUUGGUCCAGCAAGUCACUAGUCACAACUCACAAGAGACUCGUCUCAUCCACAUGGCCGUUGCAACCACCAUCGCCACCGCUGCUAACCGCAAACUCUCAAUCCUCCGGCCACACUUACGCACUCCGAGAUACGCUACUUCUAAUCCAAUUACACAUUUUCGUCAUCAUCAUCUUACUCAUAAUGUUUGUGUUGAUGAUGUUCACGUUAAACCACAUCUUCUUCUUCUUCCACCACGUGCUUUCACCGUCGAUCUGAUUCAGGAUGCCGGAGCAAGUCUCCUCGUUGUUUCCGGUGCGUAUGCGCUCGUGUCUGGUUUUGAUAAUCUCACACGUCGUCAAAUCGUCGAACAGAAUCUAAGCAGAAAGCUGGUUCAUAUAUUAUCUGGCCUGCUUUAUAUGGGUUGCUGGCCCAUUUUCAGUACUUCAACAGAAGCUCGCUAUUUUGCUGCUUUAGUUCCCUUAUUGAACUGUGUAAGGCUUCUUGUUCACGGACUUUCACUGGUGACCAAUGAAGAUCUCAUAAACUCAGUCACUCGAGAAGGAAAACCAGAGGAAUUGCUUAGAGGACCUCUAUAUUACGUUUUGAUGUUAAUUCUAUGUUCUAUUUUGUUCUGGCGUGAGUCGCCAGUCGGUGUGGUUUCACUUUCAAUGAUGUGUGGCGGUGAUGGUAUUGCGGAUAUCAUGGGUAGAAGGUUUGGAAUCCAUAAAAUACCUUACAACAAGCACAAGAGUUGGGUUGGUAGCAUAUCUAUGUUUAUAGUUGGUUUCUUAAUCUCAAUUGGGAUGCUAUAUUACUUUUCAAAGUUUGGGUACUUUGAGCUAGAUUGGGCGUGGACAAUUGAACGAGUUGCGCUGGUUGCAAUGAUGGCAACGGUGGUGGAGUCGCUUCCAACCAAAGGAGGCCUAGAUGACAACGUUUCCGUACCUUUGGUGAGCAUGGUAACUGCAUAUUUGAGUUUUGGCUUCCAACCUUAAUGUUUUGUUUUCUAUUUUGUUGUAAAUGCAUCCGUACUUAUGUGUUUGGAUGAUUUAAUUUAUUUACCAAUGAUUUAAAAAGGCAAGUAAUAACAGCCAACGAAUACAUCCAAGGUGUGUUUUUUUGGUAAA